AUGUAUAACAUCAUCUACAUAGACGAGAAAUGGUUUUAUCGGACAAAGCAGACACAGAAAUGCUAUUUGGCGCUUGACGAGGAGGACCUGGAAAGAACUACACAAAGUAAGAACUUCAUAGAGAAGGUUAUGUUUCUGGCCGCAGUUGCGAGGCCUAGGUUUGAUAUGGAUGGUAACAUGACCUUUGAUGGAAAAAUAGGCAUAUUUCCUUUCACUUUUGUGGAGCCGGCUCAGAGGUCGAGUGCGAACAGGGCUCGUGGUACAUUGGUAACCAAGGUGUUGCCGUCAGUCACCAAAGAUGUUAGUCGUGAUUACAUCGUGAACAAGUUGUUGCCGGCGAUCAAGGAGAAGUGGCCCGUGGAGGAACAUGGUACCCCCAUAUUCAUACAACAGGAUAAUGCAAAGACGCACAUUGCAGUCGAUGAUCCAACGUUUGUUCAUGCGGCCUCAUCUGAUGGGUUUGACAUUCGGUUAAUGUUACAGCCCCCGAACUCUCCCGACCUAAAUAUACUAGACCUUGGUUUUUUUGCGGCACUACAAGCUUUGUUCCAAAAGUCAUGUCCAAAUGGUAUAGAGGACAUCGUCGCGAAGGAUUUGUGGAGGACUGGAAUUCCUAUGGAAAUUUUUCUGGCGUUUAUCAAUGGUCAACCAUGUUUAUCAAUGUAUAACCGUGAAUAG
Messenger RNA from Phragmites australis (common reed), 678 nucleotides. RefSeq lists its product as uncharacterized. Lineage: Eukaryota; Viridiplantae; Streptophyta; Magnoliopsida; Poales; Poaceae. The record is from RefSeq and is a predicted model, not a curated record. Gene Ontology annotation, molecular function: nucleic acid binding. Bases 1 to 678 code for a protein of 225 amino acids. The transcript is spliced from 2 exons.